AUGGCCUCGCCCACCGCGCCCUUUCCCACGCCGCCUUUGCCCGACGCGGGGAGAGGCCAUCAGUUGCCCUACGAGUACGCGCAGCCUCCACAGCCACAAGCUCAACCUCACCACCCGCAACCUCUGCCUCUGCCUCUGCCUCAUCCUCAUCCUCAUCCUCAAUCUCAAUCUCAGCCACAGCCACAACUACAGUCUUCCCGACAUCUCGACAUUAUCAAUUCAUCCUCAAGCUCUUCUCACGACCAGAAGCCGCAGCUACAGCAUCAACAACGGCAGCAGCAGCAACAGCAGCAGCAACAGCAGCAACAACCCCCGACGAAACGGCGCCGCAUCGGCUAUGCCUGCAAUCUCUGCCGCACCAAGAAGAACCGCUGCGAUGGCGAGCGACCCUCUUGCGGCCCGUGCAAGGAGCGCCGCCAAGAGUGUGUCUAUAGCCCCCAGCGAACCAAGAUUUCCGUGACGCAAGAAUACAUUGAAAAUCUACGAGCACGGAACCGCAUGCUCGAAGAGCAUAUAGCCAACCAGCAACCUCAGGGCUCUCACUCACCCCAUGAGAGCACUUACUCCAAGGAAUCGCCUUUCGCUCCUCCGCGACUAUCCUCAGACCGCAAUCCAAGCGACGGUCCGCGGCAACACCAAUAUCCAAAUCCUUCUUCACCUAUAUCUACAGCAGACGGGAGACCAGAACACCACCAUGACCGGAACACGUUACUCAACGGACAUUCGACGGCACCUGGAAGUCGACAACGCCCCUCUGACAGUAAUCCUCCCAGUGAUCGACCCAAGAGUAGCCAUUCCGCCUUACCGGGAGAGUACUUUGGAGAGUCAUCAGCAUUCGAUUUCAUUACAAAAGUAACAUCACCGAAUACCACUGAUGCCACAACUGGCAGCUCAGUAGCAACUGCCGGAACUCCUGCAACAGGUGCCAGCAGUAGUGGCGCUACAAACUCCAAAGCCUCAACGACGGGACGACUAGGAAACGCCGUUACCGCGAGGAGGAGCAUUGCGGAGGCAUCUGGAAUGGGUGGCUUGAAUUCGGAAUCCCUGGCAGAAUCAUCGCCGUCAACAGUCGUGUUCGAAGAGCUUCUGGGCAUUGGUGGAGGAAUAGGGGACGGCAGCGGAAGUAGUGACUUGUUUGAACUACCCCAGCGAUCACUGGCCGACCGCUUGGUGACAUCAUAUUUCAAACAUCGACAUCCGCUGAAUCCAUGUCUGCAUGAAGGAACCUUUCGUCACCGUUAUUCGAAACUGUGGCUCAGCAAGGACGUGGGCGGCGAAGAGGCAGCUCCCAACAACUUGGCCUGGCUGGGGCUGGUCAACAUGGUGUUUGCGUUUGGAAGCGAGCACGUGCAGAUCCGUCCUCCAUAUCACGGAAGUCCCGCCGGCUCAGCACCAACAAAGCCAGAUCGUUCUCGCUUUUUCAAACGAGCCAAGAUGUUGGCAUUCUCCAGCAUCCUACAAGCCAGGAUUGAGCUCGUCCAGGCAUUGCUGCUGAUGAGCCAUUAUUUACACGGCUCGCUGGAACUCAAUCAUUGCUGGACUGUCAUUGGGCUGGCAAUACGCACUGCACAAGAGUUGGGGCUCUAUCUCGAUUCUACCAACUUCACCAAGGACAUCGUUGAGCAGGAGAUACGCAAGCGUGUGUGGUGGGGCUGCUUCGUGAUCGACCGCCUCGUCAGCAUCAAGGUCGGUCGGCCGCCCACAAUUCACGAUAUACCCGCCAUUCGCGUCGGUUUGCCUCUUGCGGUUGAUGAUGAGUAUCUCAACGAAGAGGCCAAGUAUACUCAGCCUAGCAAUGUCCCUUCCAAGAUUGAAUACUUCAACCAUAUCGUCACCCAGUGUCGCCUGCUUGCAAAGGUACUCGACACUUUAUACGACAAUACCCCGAGCAGCAGCGGUAGCGCUGGCGGUAGUAGCACCUCGUCUUCAGUAGGGCGUGACACGAGAGUUCGCAUCAAGGCCGACUUACCGGAUCUCCUGGCCAUGUCGAUCCAGCUAGAUGGCGAGCUGGUCGUGUGGCAGAGCACGCUGCCUCCACAUUUACGCGCAGGCUCAGACGUAUCAGAUUGGCACUUUGAGCGACAGCGGAGCGUUUUACUCAUGCGAUUUCUGCAUAUUCGUCUCCUUAUUCACCGCCAAACGCUGCUCUACCAUAUUUUGCGUCGCAUAUCCGAUCCAUUUCAGCUUGACCUUGCACAUUUGUGCAUCAGACGUUGUGUCACGGCGGCCUACGAUGCAAUCCACCAGGUGCAUCUCUUACAACAAAACAACUCUUUGUCUUCCUCAUGGCAUAACUCACAUUACGUCUUCACGGCUUUGAGUGUCUUGCUAGUCUAUCAGCACCUGGACCCUCAAUCGCGGUCCAAGAUUGACCUUCCGCCUUCCUCAGACAUCGACGUCAUCAUCGGCCAAGGUACGGAUCACUUACACCGUGUUGGUGGCGAGAUACAUCCCCUAGCCUCUCGCUACGUCCGCUCAUUCCAACAACUGCAAACACGAUUGCAAGCAAUCGGAACGCUCUCCGCCAACGCGCCGCCACUCGCCGUGCGUGGUAAGCAAGCCGUGUCGGUGAAGGAGGAUGGUGCCUCAAGUUACGGCCAGGCCCGUACAGCAAGCUCCACAACUGAUUCUGACCAGAGCAGCAGCAAUGCUCAUUCAGCCACCAGCGAAAGCAUAGGCAAAGGAUCCAUGGCCGCACCUGAGCAAGUCCAGGAGCACAGCGGCGUCCAUUAUUAUCAUGGAGAGGGAUAUCAAGAGCAAGAAAACAACCACCAAGGAGUGGAAUACGGGGAUGAUGGCUUCAUGUGGGCUGGCUUUGAUGACGAGUUUGCCGUCAUACAGAGCGCUUUGUUGGAUAGUAGCGGGUGGGGGCCUGGGUUUUUGGACCCCUGGGCGCAAGGAUGA
Molecule: messenger RNA, 2904 nt
Organism: Trichoderma aggressivum f. europaeum
Lineage: Eukaryota; Fungi; Ascomycota; Sordariomycetes; Hypocreales; Hypocreaceae
Product: transcriptional regulator family: Fungal Specific TF
Exons: 5
Coding region: 1-2904 (967 amino acids)
Biological process (GO): DNA-templated transcription; positive regulation of transcription from RNA polymerase II promoter by galactose
Cellular component (GO): nucleus
Molecular function (GO): zinc ion binding; DNA-binding transcription factor activity, RNA polymerase II-specific; RNA polymerase II cis-regulatory region sequence-specific DNA binding
Source: RefSeq, a predicted model, not a curated record